AUGUCGUCUGGAUUCGCCGAUUUCGACGCGGGUCAUCGCGACCUGGUAUCAGUCACCAAGUUCAACUUUUAUGGUAACCGCAUUGUCACGGCCUCUUCUGACCAUCGUAUGAAGGUUUGGGAUCAGAAAGAUGGCGAGUGGCAGUUGACUGAUACUUGGCGUGCGCAUAAUGCCGAGAUCCGGGAUGUAAGCUUCCAGACACCACUUUUCACUCCCUGUACCCUGCAUAUGGCCAUUGAUCGUUUGCUGACCCCUGCACAGGCAACUUGGAACGGGCCAUUUACUGGUCAGCAUAUCGGAAGUGUAGGGGAAGAUAUGAAAUGCAAGAUUUGGCAAGAAGAUGUCACCCAGCCUCCCAAUUCUGGUCGACGUUUCAGGUCUAUCUUUCGUAUGACGGCACCGCAGCGACAUCCAUUUGUCUCAAUUGAUUUCCGCAACGUAGAUCUCGAGUCCUGGCUUGCUGUUAUAACACGGGAUGGCUAUUUAAUGGUCAUGGAGCCCGUGAGUCCAGACUCACUCGCAGAUUGGCAACCCUUGGACCAAUUCCGAGUGUGCGCGGCACCCCAAAGAGGGGAAGAGACCAGCUUCAAGGUGCAGUUCCAUCAUGAUCCUGCUGACAUCACGCACUCGGUUCUACCGUCAUGGGACCGCAAAAGUCUUUCGCUGGUGGUGGCAGCUAUGGAUAGUGUGAAAGUAUAUCGCACUGAUGCUAAUCGUCGCUUCUACCAUGCCAUUGAACUAAACGGCCAUGGAGGACUUGUACGAGAUAUAUCCUGGGCGAAUGGCUCAGUCAGAGGCCACGAUCUUAUUGCUAGCGGUUGUAAGGACGGUUUUGUUCGAAUUUUUGAAGUGUAUACUUCGGUGUCCAACAAUGGGUCUCAAAAUGCAAACGGAAGUCACGCCGGCCCUAUUACCCAACCAUCAUCAAAUCGCACAACAACGCAGUCAGGGAUAGGCUCUGCUCUUGCAAAUCGUGCACCUGCCUCGAUGGCAAGUCGCUCAGCGACCGACGACAAUCAGUUCAAGCAUUCGUACAAAGAAGUUGCAUGCCUCGACAGCAAGCAUCUUGAUGUGUGGCAAGUAGGAUUCUCAUAUGCUGGUCAGUAA
Aspergillus tanneri is the source of this 1107-nucleotide messenger RNA. It is a transcript of the gene SEH1, whose product is annotated as putative nuclear pore protein (SEH1). Gene Ontology annotation, cellular component: Seh1-associated complex; nuclear pore outer ring. Gene Ontology annotation, molecular function: protein binding; structural molecule activity. Gene Ontology annotation, biological process: cellular response to amino acid starvation; positive regulation of TORC1 signaling. The transcript has a single exon. The record is from RefSeq and is a predicted model, not a curated record. NCBI's taxonomy places the organism in Eukaryota, Fungi, Ascomycota, Eurotiomycetes, Eurotiales, Aspergillaceae. Bases 1 to 1107 code for a protein of 368 amino acids.